Suillus plorans is the source of this 2387-nucleotide messenger RNA. RefSeq lists its product as uncharacterized. Gene Ontology annotation, molecular function: protein binding. The transcript is spliced from 2 exons. NCBI's taxonomy places the organism in Eukaryota, Fungi, Basidiomycota, Agaricomycetes, Boletales, Suillaceae. The record is from RefSeq and is a predicted model, not a curated record. The coding region runs from base 61 to 2379 and encodes 772 amino acids.
CACUUUACCGCAACUACUAAGUUGGCAAAACUAUUAGCGCAGGUAUCUGAGCGCGCAUGAAUGUCCCUUAGCCGCGCUGUUGCCCGGUUAGCAUAUCCCGCAGGUCCUUUCACCCGUUCCGUCUCGAGGCCAUCUACUUUACGUCGUGCAGCACCCGUCUUUCGCGUCAAGAGAGACCAGAGACGAUUCUUGACUGUCAAACACGACCCGUCCCUUUCCUAUGUCCCAGAUAUCGAUGCCAUUGUUGACAAAAUCCGGCGGUGUAUCCCCACGGCAAAUGUUGGUGCUCUACACCAGCAGUUUUACGGCCUAUUCCGCGUGUUGGACGAGGAAAGGAAGGAUAAACCUACGGCUCCACCCCUCAAAGAGAAGGAGAUCCACGAUGUGCUAUCAUUACUAGCUGAGUCGGGUAGGCACCAUGAUUUGGAUAUGGUGAUGAAAAUUCUCGUCGACCUCCCCAUACUUUGCGGUGUCGAAGUAGGGGUGAAAGUGUACAAUGUCAUCCUUCGUGGCCUGAUCGCAAAUGGCAACCCUCAAACGAUUUUCAACUGGCUUAUGAACAUGCCUCAAAAGCCGAAAAAUAUAACGCCUACGCUUUUACAAUGGCACAUGUUCUUCGAGUGGUGUGCUGGAUCUGGCCAGGUGGGGGUACUUCAGCACAGCGUCUCCAAGAUGCAUCGUUCUGGACGUCGUCCCACCUUCAAAACUUUUGAAAUUCUAUUCAACGCUCUCUUCGACACUGGUGCUUCAAUCAAGAAAAUUCACGAAGCUCUAGAUAUCAUGGAACAUACCCCAUUGACGUAUGAUGAGAACUUCGCGAAACUUCUCUACGAUGGUUUUGUCAAACUUGGUCUUACGGAUCGAGCUCAGGAGAUGAAAGAUAAUUAUUGGAAACGUUUUAGCAAGAGGUCGAGGACGACAGAUCCCAACAUGAUUGAGUGGACAGAGAGCAUAGAGAAAGAGGCUGAGAACAAGGGGAUCGCCGCAGCCGUAACUUUGUGCAAGUCAUUGCAGAAAGACGGUUUCAAACUCUCUUCGCACACCCUUACACUUCUCAUCCGACAUACACACCGCCUCGAGUACCUUCGAUACGCGGAAGCCGAACUGCACUUGAAGGCAUCCACAAUUCACUGGGCUAUCUUGAUAAGUAAUGCCGUGCGUAUCGGCGACCUGACAGGUGCUCUGUCGAUCUAUGAGGAGUCCAAGUCUGCUGGGAUUACUCCUGGUACACCCCUGGUACACCCAAUAGUCAAUGCCCUCUGCACCACUCUUGAUGAUGCCGCGAUUGAUCGAGCAUUAGGACUCUACAAGGACCUUGCUGAGGCUGCUCCUGUCACUCAUUCAAAACAAGAACUCCAACCUCCAGGGCGCCGGCAUUCCUCGGGCCCAGAUGCCAACCUCUACAAUAUCUUAUUCCUCGCAUUUGGCGCUUCCAAGAACGUCAAAAAGUAUUUUCCUAUUGCGCUUUCCCUCCUUGAAGACAUGGAGGCUAGAAAUAUUGAACUCAACAGCCCGAUGGCUGUUUCUUCCCUGGCCAUCGUUGUCAUGCGGUGUGCUUCCAGCUUCGACGACGCAUUGAAGGCCUAUAAACGAAUAUGUAAACGUCCCAAUGCGCCUCCCCUCGAUGCCAAAGGCUACCAAGCAAUCCUUCACACCCUUACCCAGCUCUCGUUCGGAGACUACGAAAGAUUACCGUCCGUGUGGCACUAUUUCGAAGUAGUGAAGGACAUGCGGACGAGAGGGGUUGAGAUCACAGCUCCUGUGUAUACUAUCCUCUUCCGGCAUCUCGCGCUACUCUCAGGGGAACUGCCGCCCGAGGAGCGUGAUGCCCUUGCAGCAGCUGUGCGGAGGGCACACGAUCACCUGACGCUCGACCCUUCCUUCACGCCUGAUACGGUGCUUUGGAACCAGCUGAUGGACACUUAUCAGCGCGUUGGGCUGUUCGCGGAGGCAUACCGCGUUUGGGAAACGCUCUUUAUCACCGGGCGCUUCAAUCAAGCGAGCGUUGCCAUUAUCAUUGACGCAUGUGGGUUUGCGAAUGCCUGGCCCAUGGCUGCACAGGUAUGUCUGAAGAUGACCAAGCUCGGAUUCAAGUUCAACUUGCGGACGUGGAAUACGUGGAUAGAGUGCAUGUGCCGCGUUGGGAAGCUUGAUGAUGCGCUCAAGGUUGUGUGUUUAGAGAUGGGGAAAGAUCAGCCGAACAUUGCGCCUGAUGUUAACACGGUCAAGGUACUUCUUUCGUUUGCUGCACGGACAAACCAGCAAGACGAGGUGAUGGACCGCAUCAAACGGUAUCUCCCUCAGCUAUGGCAUACGUUACCCACCGAACUCGAUGGCUAUUCCAUCAGAGAGCGCGCAACAGCAGUAGACCCAAAAUGAUCAUCGUA